This is a messenger RNA of Lathyrus sativus (Indian pea), 897 nucleotides long. The record is from the annotation of a GenBank genome assembly. NCBI's taxonomy places the organism in Eukaryota, Viridiplantae, Streptophyta, Magnoliopsida, Fabales, Fabaceae.
AUGGUCCAACUACAUAACUUUUUAUUUUUCAUUACUUCUAUGGUAAUGCCUCGUGGCACGGUAGCACCCUUACUAUUGAAAUGGUUCGUCAGUAGAGAUGUUCCCAUAGGUGCCCCUUUUUCCAAUGGGACUAUAAUUCCUAUUCUUAUCCCUUCAUUCCCUCUUUUGGUCUAUCUACAUUCUAGGAAAUUCAUAUGCUCCAUGGACGGAGCAAAAAGUGGAGUCUUGGUCAGAGCAAGCCGCCCUAUUCUAUUACCAGACAUAAUUGGGAGAAGCGCAUCCGAAACUAGAGUUGGAAACGCCUCAUUUCGUUUCGUUCUCGUUCUUCAUUUCCUUCUUAUUGAGUCCAAGGGGGACUUCUCAUAUUUAGAAUAUUUCUAUGGUGUUCUAUGUUUACUAUUCUUUCGUACUCUCUUCUCUUUACUAUGCAAUAGGCCAGCAAAGCGUGAGCGGGCACGGAGAAGGAUACACCAAAUACUUCGGCCUAACCCUAACGGGAAUGAGCAACAACGAAAUGAUAAGAUGGGGUGCUUUGGGCACCCCUAUUUAGAAAGAAGGGUCGAAGGUUUUGGGCCUGUAGCUUUCCCCGUCCCCCCUUUGUCGAGUGGUGCUUGUGUCGAGGGUGUGCCACCUGAACCCGAAAUCGAGCUUGAAGCUCUCGCGUUACCGACGAGCCGGCAACUGAUGGCUGUUGGUCACGACUACCACCAAAAAGCUCCAAUGAAGAUGAAUAUUUCACAUUUUGGAGUGUGCAUCUGUAUGUUGGGUGUUCUUCUGUCGUGCGACCCGGUGGCUUAUGUGCGACUUGUGGCCCACGCCUCCUAUUUGUUCGGGGCGGGCGGCUUGAAUUCUAACUCGAUCCGGAUGUUCAAUCCCGCCGCUGAGAUGCUCUGUUGA